ACCCUCCAGCCCCAUCACCCGCCUCCCUUCCCUGACCCGCCAGGCUGCCAGCCCUCAGCCUGCUCUCCAGCUCAAGCCCUCCCCUUCUGGCAUCUGCCCCACCACUUUCCCUCCUCUGCCUUACAUGGUCCCUUCCCAACACCCUGCCUUGAGGGGCUCCGUGCCCAGCUCUUCCUCUCUUGCUCCCAGACCACCCACUAGCCUCCCUGCUGUCCAUCUGGCUUCCCUUUCCCGUCACUCCCCUAUCUAUACCCCCUCUCCUCCUCCCAGCUCUCCCUUCUAAGUCUCCAUAAUCCAGUCCCACCCACAAUCCAGUCUCCCUAACCAGGCAGCAUGAUUGACACACUCACCCAGGGGAGAUGGUUUCCCCACUGUGGGUGCAGGUCACAGUCCCUGGGACUGUCUUCCCAGCAGCCUGAGCAGGUGGACCCAGGGGACACAGGAGGAUGACAGCCCCACAAUCAGCCUGAAGCAUUUCUGAGGUCAGUUGCCAGACCCCUGGCUCCCGGAGCAGAUCCUGGCUGUCCUACUGCUAUCUGGGCUCUUCCUCACUCUGUCUUAGCACCAUGGCAGAAAGAGCUUCAGCAGGGUCCUUUUUCCAGAGUCCUUCCUUCCCUCUCCUGCUGAGCAGCCAGCUGAAGGAGCCUGCAGGAGCAGCAGGCAUGAGGUCAGGAGUCACCCAGGACCCUGUGGAAGCCUCUACACAGCCAGCGUGUCCAAACUGUGGUCCCUGCCCUAAGCCCUCCUGGACACUCCGUCUCACAAAUGCAUGAAUGGACCAAGGAGAAGGUCCCCAGUGGGGAGAGCACAGGCUGUACAGUCAGGAAAUGACUGGCCAAGGUGAGGUCAAUCCUUCUGUACAAUACCUGGGCCUGCCUCUGGACCUGGAGCCCUUCCCUGAUGAUGUCCAAGGGCAGCUCCAGUACCCAGGUUCUGAUCUUAGAAGAUGGGACAGGAGACGGCUUGGGACAAUGUUGCCUGGAGACAGCAGAAGAUCUGGCACUGCCCUAUCCAGAGGGCACUUAGAGAGCCCCACAGCACCAGCGUGGCCAGGCCAUGGCUGGACACCAGAGAGAGAGGGUGAUCCAGGACGAGGUUCAUCAGAACCAGUUCCUACGGGAACAGUACCUGCAAGAGCUGCGCACACAGAAGCUCUGCACAGAGUACCACGUGAAUCCCCUGCGCAAGGUCAGGUUUCUGAAUCUCAUUCACCAUGCUGCUCAAAGACCCCGAAAGAAGUACCCAGAGACACAGACAGAAAGUCAGGAGAUCGGCUGGGAGGCAGAGCCCUUGGUCAGCCCAGAGCGCCAGGACCACAGGCUGAACCACUUCAGGGUCUACAAGGACAUCACUCUGUACAAGGCCAAACUGUGGCUCCUGGGGGAGAAGGACCACCACAAGUAGCUCUCCACGGAAGAGCCGGCCUUCGCACUGAGCGCCCAGUGUGCUGUCCAGGGAAAUAAAGGUGGUUCUGCUAGAAAGCAAA
Messenger RNA from Ictidomys tridecemlineatus (thirteen-lined ground squirrel), 1486 nucleotides. NCBI's taxonomy places the organism in Eukaryota, Metazoa, Chordata, Mammalia, Rodentia, Sciuridae. The record is from RefSeq and is a predicted model, not a curated record.